AUGUUAUAUGGUUUUCAAAUAAUCGUGAAUUAUGUCAACCAACAACCUGUAAUUCGCGAACACCUACAAGGAUUUUUAUUUGGCUACAUACACGAUUUUUGGUUUAGACAAAUAACCGCUGAAAACAUAAUUAGAGCAGAAGUUACCUGUACAAUAAGAGACUAUGUUGGUACACUUGACCAAAAUGAAGAUUUAGCCAUGUUUUUGCGACGAGCAGGCCAUCUUAUGGAUGCUUACUAUCGAAGACAAGUUCGACCUCAACCAUUGAUAACUUAUGAUUGA
This is a messenger RNA of Macrosiphum euphorbiae (potato aphid), 282 nucleotides long. The record is from the annotation of a GenBank genome assembly. Lineage: Eukaryota; Metazoa; Arthropoda; Insecta; Hemiptera; Aphididae.